Nicotiana tabacum (common tobacco) is the source of this 1334-nucleotide messenger RNA. RefSeq lists its product as uncharacterized. Gene Ontology annotation, biological process: protein histidyl modification to diphthamide. NCBI's taxonomy places the organism in Eukaryota, Viridiplantae, Streptophyta, Magnoliopsida, Solanales, Solanaceae. The record is from RefSeq and is a predicted model, not a curated record. Gene Ontology annotation, molecular function: metal ion binding. Gene Ontology annotation, cellular component: cytosol.
AAUAAGAUCCACUUCCCCCCUCCCAAUUGCCGGCUUUCUCGUGUACUUUACCUUAAGAAACUUUUCUUUGCAAGUACGAAUCCCAAAAACCCAUCACACGUCGAAAUUACCAAAACAAAUAUUUUCAACAACCAAUUUCUAAAACCUUUAAUUCCUUAUUAUUUUGAUCCCUUCAGUUUUUUUCUUCUUCUUUUUCUUCUAGUAACUAGUAAUAUAUCUAUUACUAGGCGUAAUAAUUAGUUUUCCACAUAAGGAAACGGUUUUCUUAAAACUUUGAUCAAUAUCAAGAAAAGGUUCUAAGGGAUUGAACAACAUCAGAUUUUUUUCUCAGGGGUAACUUUGUUUUUCCGAGGAUCUUCCGGAAACAAUCUCUCUACUCGUCCGGAUGGGAAUCAUGGUGGCGUUGAUAUUGGUAUUGACGAUGAUGGUGAUGAGCAACGUGCACGGUGGAGAUACAAAUCCUGUUUUUGAUCCAUGUUCAGACACAAAAAUUCAGAGAUGGGAUGGUUUCACUUUUGGGCUUGCGUUUUCUUCUAAGGAAUCGUUCUUUUCCAAUGGAACACAGCUCUCUCCUUGUGACCAACGACUCUCCCUUUCUGCCAAUUCUGCUCAACUGGCUGUUUUUAGGCCCAAAGUGGAUGAGAUUUCACUCCUCACAAUCACUAGCAGCGACUUCAAUCCUAGCAAAGCUGGUAGUUAUAUGGUUGCCUUUGCUGGACGCAAAUAUGCUGCCAGAUCACUGCCCGCUUUCGUAGCAGACAAUACUCACACCAUUACAAGCUUCACUCUGGUACUUGAAUUUCAAAAAGGAGCUCUUCAGAACUUGUUUUGGAAGAAAUUUGGCUGCGGUUCAUGUACCGGAGGUUCUUUUGUUUGCCUUAAUAAGACUGAUUGUGCAGUCCCAAAUAAUAAGUGCAAUGGCAAUGGUGGAUCCGUUGACUGCAACGUGGGAAUACAAUUGGCAUUCUCAGGCACAGAUAAGAAUGACGACGUGCUAAACUCGUGGUAUGAGGUUAAAAACCUUCGACAAUACUCCCUCUACGGCCUGUUUCAAGAUGUCAGUGAUUCACUCACAAGUCCUUUUAAGAACCUGUUUUAGGACCACAUAAUGAGUUCUUGUUUGUAUAAUGAUCAUCAGAUUUCUGUUGUGUUUCUCCACUUAACCAGAAUAUUUAUGUCCUAUGCUCAUUAAUCAGCUUUACUUUCGGGAGAAUAACUUGGAGAUUACUACACAGAAUCCAGCCUGUUUUUGCUUGUACAGAUGUUUUCAUGGUCCAAGAAUUAUCCUUAGGUGCAGAAAGGACGUUUUGUAGUUUAAAAUUUCUCAUUGUUUA